AUGAAGGAAAUACUCCGAUUACAUCCUUUGGCCUCUCUCAUAACAAGAAAAUGCCGCGAACAUUGCAAGAUUGAUGUCUUUGAUAUACCUAAAAACACAACCAUACUGAUCAAUACAUAUGCAGCCAUGAGGGAUCCUAACCUUUGGGAUGAUCCUAACGAAUUUAAGCCCGAAAGAUUCUUGAUUUUCAAGGAUACAGAGAAAACCUUAGCUCGGCAGGAUCAACAGGAGGGAAUAUUGCUGGAUAUCUUAACUUUUGGAGGUGGAAGGAGAAGGUGUCCAGGAAUGAUGCUGGCUUUCCACACAAUGAGCCCUACAGUUGCUGCCAUGGUUCAGUGCUUCGACUGGACGCCGAUUGAGGAGGGAAGGGAAGUUGAUGCAGUGAAUAUGGAAGUCAGAAAAGGGUUUAUUCAUGUUAUGGAACAAUCACUUGUAUGCACUCCUCGAGUUCGUCUCAAUCCACUUGACUGCAUAGCUUGA
Molecule: messenger RNA, 480 nt
Organism: Coffea eugenioides
Lineage: Eukaryota; Viridiplantae; Streptophyta; Magnoliopsida; Gentianales; Rubiaceae
Product: cytochrome P450 705A1-like
Exons: 1
Coding region: 1-480 (159 amino acids)
Cellular component (GO): membrane
Molecular function (GO): oxidoreductase activity, acting on paired donors, with incorporation or reduction of molecular oxygen, NAD(P)H as one donor, and incorporation of one atom of oxygen; iron ion binding; heme binding
Source: RefSeq, a predicted model, not a curated record